UGAGGGGGCCAUCAUCCCGGCAGCUUGGUGGGGGAAAACACAGUUUAAAGUCUCUCUAGAUGGAUUUAAAACGGACGAGCAGGCUUUUCCGACAGGUGCCCGAGUAGCUGUUUGGCAUCCCCGCGUUUCAAUAUUGAGUUUCUUUGGAUGGCAUCUCCUCCACUUCCUGUUCCUCUACUUUCCAUCUUGAGCUGGCGUUGGUCACUGAUAUAUAUAUAAUUCAAUAAAACCUCCAGUGGGCAUGCAGAAAGGCCUACGUUUACUUGAUUAAAUCUAAAUCUUACACGUCCACUACCCCCCCAUCACGUAGGCCUACAUUCAGACAUACGGCCCGACACCCCCUCCUCUUUCUUUCGCUUUAGGUCAUAUUGAGAGGGGCAGCAAAACACUUGGACCUGCGCACAGACAAACACACAAGCAGACACACACGGGCCACCAUGUCCUCCAUCCUACCUUUCACUCCCCCUGUAGUGAAACGCCUGUUGGGAUGGAAGAAGACUCCAGGAGGGAGUGCAGGAGCAGGAGGAGGAGGAGGGAUAGGAGGAGGAGGGGAGCAGAACGGAGGAGGACAGGAGGAGAAAUGGUGUGAAAAGGCCGUAAAGAGCCUGGUGAAGAAGCUGAAGAAGACAGGGCAGCUGGAUGAGCUGGAGAAAGCUAUCAGCACGCAGAACAGUAACACAAAGUGUGUCACCAUACCCAGUAAUUGCUCAGAUCUAUGGGGUCUGGGCUCAGGACAUACGAUAGAGCAGUGGGACUCUUCAGGCAUGUACGGAUACCCUGACCACAGCAGGUCACUAGAUGGGCGUCUUCAGGUGUCCCAUCGUAAGGGCCUUCCUCAUGUUAUCUACUGUCGCCUGUGGAGAUGGCCCGACCUUCACAGUCACCACGAGCUGCGGGCCAUCGACACCUGCCAGUACGCAUUCAACCUCAAGAAGGACGAAGUGUGUGUCAAUCCCUACCACUACCAGAGAGUGGAGACGCCUGUGCUGCCUCCAGUGUUGGUGCCGCGCCACACAGAGAUCCUGACAGAGCUGCCGCCUCUAGACGACUACACACACUCCAUUCCUGAAAAUACCAACUUCCCUGCCGGCAUAGACCCCCCAAAUAACUACAUACCAGAGACUCCCCCACCUGGCUACAUCAGUGAAGAUGGAGAGACGAGCGACCAGCAAAUGAAUCAAAGUUCACCAGCAGAACUGUCGCCAAGUACACUGUCACCUGUCAGCCAUGGCCUGGACCUGCAGCCAGUCACCUACAGCGAGCCGGCUUUCUGGUGCUCGAUAGCUUACUAUGAGCUGAACCAGCGAGUCGGAGAGACCUUCCACGCCUCGCAGCCGUCUCUGACUGUCGACGGCUUCACCGACCCCUCCAACUCUGAACGCUUCUGUCUAGGGCUGCUCAGCAACGUUAAUAGGAACGCAACUGUCGAAAUGACAAGGAGACAUAUAGGUCGCGGUGUACGGUUGUAUUACAUCGGAGGGGAAGUGUUUGCCGAGUGCCUCAGUGACAGUGCCAUUUUUGUCCAGAGUCCCAACUGCAACCAGCGGUACGGUUGGCACCCUGCCACAGUCUGCAAGAUACCGCCAGGCUGUAAUCUGAAGAUCUUUAACAACCAGGAGUUUGCGGCUCUGCUGGCCCAGUCAGUCAAUCAAGGCUUUGAGGCAGUUUACCAGCUCACCAGGAUGUGCACCAUCAGGAUGAGCUUCGUCAAAGGAUGGGGAGCAGAGUACAGGCGUCAGACGGUAACCAGCACCCCCUGUUGGAUCGAGCUGCAUCUCAACGGCCCCCUCCAGUGGCUGGAUAAAGUGCUGACCCAAAUGGGCUCACCCUCGGUCCGUUGUUCCAGCAUGUCCUAAACGCAGGCAGCAGCGUCAGACUGAUAUUCACACAAUGUUAGAGCGGCGUGUCCUAAAGGAGGAGACCACCAUGCAGUUUUAAACUGAUGCACCCACAUUUUUUUUUUUUUUUGAAGAAAAAUUGUCCUGAAAGACGAGACAACGAUGCCACUCUGAUGGAUAUUCAUGGCAUGGGUCCAGUCACCUUGGCAAAGUUGGAACAACAUCAAGCUGACAUUCCAGUAAUUGUAGACUGUUGACCUAAAAUCACACUGCAAUAUCAAAAUGAUUCUCACACAACAGUCAAGCGUCUGGUCGUAAUGGACUAGACUGCAUUUAUGUUUUAGGGAUUUAAAUGACGUUCCAAUCCAGAGGGACAAACGGGCUUCAGUGUCUUGCUGAGCAAAGUCUCGACAGGGCACAUAGCUGUUCCCAGGACUGAACAUGUGACCCCCUACUUACAAGACAGUCUCUCCAACAACUAGUCCACCACACCACAGCACAAGCUUGAUUAAAUGUCAGAUUUUUAUUUACACAAAGUUUGACCAAUUUUCUAGUGAAGACAUGACAUUGAUACUGCGGCGCCAGGCUGAUGUUCAGCAAAAGUUGAGUUCAUUCCUUAAUAUGAAUUCCUUGGUGGGUUUUUUUUUUUUUUUGGUUUUGGUGACCAAACUUUCAUUCAUUUUUAUUGGAUAUUUCCACUUUAAACUGCGUUUUCCAACCCAGUCGUUAUGCAAAUAACACUGGACUGUUAUGCUGACAUAAGAUUACCCAAACACUGAUCUUCAACUCCUAUAUUCCAGCUGAUAUAUAGCUACUUGCCCUCUUGUUUAUAUUUAAUAGUACAUAUUUCCUCUUCACCUGUUCACAAGCACAUUUAACUAUAGAUACACAUGCACAUUUUUACAAUUCAAUGCACCAUGUAACUUCUUGCUGUCGCCAUCACCUUUGCUUUCACUUUACAGCAAACUAUUUAUUCUGUAUCCUAGAUGUUGAUCGGCUCUACAGAGCCACUUGUCUGCAACUGGACAGAAAGUCUUAAGUUCUGUUCCAGGAAGUGUGGAUCUCAGUUUAAAUGAAGAAAUAUGCCUAAUAUUAUUCUUCUGUGAGGAGUUUUAAUCAGAGUGUGGUCAGUUGCAAACUAGCCAACAUAUCUGGAAUGAGUAAGCUAAUGAAUCCUUAAAGCAGGAGGAUUUAAUACUUCACCCCUCUGGCAUUGCACCAGACUUCAAUCCGCGAGCUUGUCUCUAGAUUAUUCAAAGUGGUAGGAGCUUGCUACAAUUAACAGUUUUCCCCCGCUCGUUUUGUGGCACACCCAGUUGCACUAUGUCUCUCGUGUGUGCUCUUGCUCUCUCCCUCUCUCGCAUUCCCUUUAUUAACCAUUUCUAUAAAUAAUAUCAUUACCUGUACCUUGGGGGGUGGAAGAUGUGUGUGGGACUUGAAAACUCAAUGUCGCCCCCUGCUGUUUAUAAGAUGAAAAGACAAACACCCUUUACUGAUGUUUCACUCUUGAGAUGUAGCCAUUGUACAAGUCUCUCUUUUUAUAUGCUAGGACCAAUGCACGAUUUCUCCAUUAUUGAUAUGAUAUGGUGUUGAUAGGAAGGUCCUGCAAUGCAGAAUCAAUGCAGCCUUGUGGGACUGCUAAAACGGCUACUGCUGUCCAUGCACUGCCCCACAUUAUGUGCCCCUGUUUUUUCUUUUUUGUUUUUCCCUACAAGAAAGUUGCCUUUGAUGUGAAAUGGAGCAAGAUUUGCUUUGAAAUGCACAGAUAGGAAUGUUUAAAAGCCCGAUUGAAAUCAAGCAAGCAAAAAAGAAAAAGAAAAAAAUCCAUAUUUUCUGAAUAUUGACUGGAAAGAUUCUCUCCUUCUUCAAAUUGGGUCACUGCAAAGUGACCGGAUGAUUCACUUGAUUUCAGUGAAACUUAUGGCUCUGUGGAAGAUGCCAGAUGGUCCCAAAAUUUGUAUUUUAGAGUCCAAAUCUUUUCAAAUCCAAAUAAUUAAGCUUUAAGUAUUUUACAACCUGGGUUAUAUUACACAAUUGUUAUUUUCCUUAUACAUUCUUUUAGCUACAUUUUUGUAUUUCCAUGUAUUUUUUAUAUAUAAAUAUAUUUAAAAUCUUCAAAGCUUUCUUCCUUUUUAUUAGAAUUGAAUAUUUUCUUAGACCAUACCCCCUUUUUGAUGAUGAGUUGUUAAGUAUGUAGCAUAGGAUACAACAUUUUCACUGUAUUUAUAACAGAAAACAGUUCAAACUGUAUCCUGAAAGAAGUGAGGCCAAGCCCAUUUUGUAUGUAUGUGUGUGUGUGUGUGUGUGUGUGUGUGUGUGUGUGUGUGCGUGCCACUUAUUCACUGUCUCCUUUCUGAAUAUUAGAGUUGGAAAUUUCCACCAGUUGCAGGCCAAGUGUUGCUAAAUGUCGGUUGUUUUUCUCUACCUGCUGCUUCAACAAAGUAAGCAAACAUCUUUUGCAGAUUUCUAAUUAUACAAACAAACAAACAAUCAAACAAACAAACAAACAAUUAGACUUGGAAAAUAGUGAAAGUGUUGGGGAAAUUAUGCAAUCCAUCAGCUGUUAUGGCCGGUAGAUGAAAAUGUGAGUAUUCUUAGCAGCAACAAGAGUUUAACUGCAACCUUCCAAAGACAGAAUUUUUUUUUUUUUUUUUUUUUUUUACUGUGCUCUGUAGCCAGUUUCCUGUUUCAAGAAGAUAAUUGCUGUUAGCAGAUGAAAACCUCACAACCUCAGUUUUAUUAAUGGUUUUCAUUGUUUGAUACUUAAUACCGAAAGCUGCCAUGAUCCUUUUGGGGUUUGGGUUGUUGCAUGGCUGAACACAAACCAGAACGACCGUUAGAUUUUCUUAAAAUAUUGCAUGGACAUCUAACUAGAAAUGAAGCAGUGUUAUUUCCAGAAAUGUUAAAAUAGGAUUUUAUCCUGCAGCAGGGUAAUACAGGAUUGAUUCUACAAUAUAAAAGUUCUCACCUUGAAAAGUGAAUUUAUUUAAAUUUGUUUUACUUUAGCAACAUAAGGCAUUCCAAUCGGCAGUGUUUUAAUGUCUGCCAGAUUCAGAUAUACAGCCGUUUGACUCUUACGUAUGGUUUCAGAGUGACAGUGAAUGUGUGUGUUUUUACAUGCACACUGAAGUCUGGAGAGUACACUAUUGUUAGAUAUCCUGAUCAAGGUCUUAUUUAAAAUAAGCUGUUAAAGCAGUAUUCCUGUAUAAAUGCUAUAAACACCAUAUUCUGGAUGUACUGUAUCAUGAAAGCUGAACUUAAACUUGCCUCGCUCUCUUGGAUAAUAUCGGGGGAAACACUGUUUUAGCAAUAGUAGACUACAUGACUGAGGUUUACAUUCCCAAGCAGAGCCCUCAGUAAAACAUUGCAAACGUUUCCUUUGUCAUAUAAGGGCUGAGAUAAAAGUUACGAGAUCUUGGUGUUUCAUCAGAUGUAUUGUCAGCAUCCUGCAGAAAAUGUAUGCAUCCAUUUUUUUUUUAUUUGAUGCACAAUUUUUAAGCUCCAACUAACAGCUGGCAUUUUCUGUAUUUUGGCACUUGGACUAAACCAAAUGUUGAUGCCUUUAAAAAAACAAAAACAAAACAAAACACCAAAGGCAAAUUCUUGUCCAUCAGAAAACAGUUUUAUGACACUGGGACUAAACCAAACCAUGAAUAGUGCUUUUUAAAAAGAAGCAUGUGGCUUUUCUUAUUUCUCUAAUAUUUGGUAGAUAGUAAAUAAUUUCUGCAAGACACUGAUGGUAUGGCAGGGAAAUGAACACCAGCCACUAACGUCACUCUGCUCCGGCAGCUGCAGAAAAGGUUCUUUUCUGUUCUAAAAAUCAUUUUUGUGCAUUAAACAAUGAACGGCAGUUCAGAUGAACUUGUAUCAGGUCUCAAACCAACAACAGCUGUCUUGUCUGUCUGUCUUUAUAUGAAUCUGUCUGUCCACCCUUCUGUCUUGUCUACAUGUUUGCCUGCCUCAUUGCCUGUCUCUUUCAUUGUAUUAUUCCCGAAGUGUCAUGGCUACUGAACAUUGAUUCCAAGAUGUCAUCCAUUUCUUUUUCUGCUUAUCAGCAUUAUCAUUGUUUAUAUUUUGUAAUGCAUUUUACUUUAUAUAUGGGAGGAAAAGUAAACUGUACUCUUUUUUUGACCUGUGAAAGGAAUAGAUCACCCAAAAAAUAAGUAUGUGGGAAUUAUUUACACUCACCAUCACGUCAGUGGAAGCACAGGUUAAGAUUAUAUCUCAACUGAACACGCAGUUAUCUCGGGCAAACAACUCCAAAACAACCAAAGUGGCUUUAUUUCUUUAAACGUUCAAAAAGGGCCACCAUAAUUGGCAUAAAACUAUUCCAAACAGCAUUAUCCGAGUCUUCUGAAACCAAGAGAUUGCAUUCUGGGUCCAAAAAUCCAGUUUUUGUAUUGACAAAAUCUUCCAUUUUGGGUGAACUAUUCCUUUUAAUAUGAUGAACAAAUUAAAAAGGACAGUGCGGUAUUUCCUUAAGGUUGUUGAUCUUAACAAUAACCCCAUAUUCUAUGCAGUGACAUGACAUCAUGACAUUGUUUGGACCACUGUGGCUUUUUUUUUUUUUUUUGCAUCUUGCAAUGACCAAUCAGGUUGCAAACAAGCCUCAAGCCUCCACAAAUGACCAUUUACUCUGACAUAUUGCCUCAUUGCAACAGUGUUUUCCUAUUGCUAGACAGACAGUGCAUUCAUAUUGUCAGGGUACAGCAAAAACCUUUUUUAUCUGCUUUCUUUUUCGUUUUGAACAUGUAAGUGCCAGCUAACAUUUUUUUUCCCCCAAAAAAAACUCAACCAGCUUUUCUCAAUUCCUAAAAGAGUUGGCUUUUCGGAGAAGUGAAGUUUCUACAUGUCACUAGUGAUAUUCUUGUAUAAUAGCUCUUUUAUUUUACCAUACUCUGUACCUUCUUCUCUCUGUCAACACAGCAUAUUCCAUUAGACAGACAAGCUGUUAGGAUUUCUGUCUUCUUCAGACGAUGAUGAUAAUUCCAGGUGUGUUACAUAUACAGACGAGUUCUUACGGUGUACACUAAUAAAGCUGAUUUAACUGAA
This is a messenger RNA of Myripristis murdjan (pinecone soldierfish), 6890 nucleotides long. It is a transcript of the gene smad2, whose product is annotated as SMAD family member 2. The coding region runs from base 438 to 1856 and encodes 472 amino acids. The record is from RefSeq and is a predicted model, not a curated record. Gene Ontology annotation, cellular component: heteromeric SMAD protein complex. Gene Ontology annotation, biological process: SMAD protein signal transduction; transforming growth factor beta receptor signaling pathway; anatomical structure morphogenesis. Lineage: Eukaryota; Metazoa; Chordata; Actinopteri; Holocentriformes; Holocentridae. Gene Ontology annotation, molecular function: RNA polymerase II cis-regulatory region sequence-specific DNA binding; I-SMAD binding; DNA-binding transcription factor activity, RNA polymerase II-specific. The transcript is spliced from 11 exons.